UCAUCUUCUUCCCAUUCUCUUAUCCGGUUGAAUGCAAUAAACAGCAAUUUGGCUAUCCUUAUCUACCUGGUGCGUCUGACCAAGGCGUUGGUUGACAAUCCCAAUGUAUCUCUGAAGGCAUACCUACAAAACCUCGUCCCUGGUAUCAUCACUUGCAGCCUCUGUCGUCAGGUCUGCGCUAAGCCCAUCACCGACAACCACUGGGCGCUGCGUGAUUUCGCAGCCAAGCAGCUAGUCGCCAUAUGUAACAAAAGUGGCGUUGCUUAUCGUAUCGUUUACUAUAAAGUAAUUCACUUCUGUUCUUCUGAAGUGUUUGGUUUUAAAGUAGUAAUUUUACUGCAAUUUUUUCUUGCAUCUUAUUUGUAA
Hydatigera taeniaeformis is the source of this 366-nucleotide messenger RNA. The record is from the annotation of a GenBank genome assembly. NCBI's taxonomy places the organism in Eukaryota, Metazoa, Platyhelminthes, Cestoda, Cyclophyllidea, Taeniidae.